AUGGCAACGCAAAAGGUUACUAUCGUGGGUGCUGACGGAAAGCUGGGCCCCUCAGUGCUCGACGAGCUGCUUGCAUCUGGCAAGUUUCAGGUAUGCGUUUUCAAGCGUGCCUCGUCCAAGUCGAAAUCAGAGUAUCCUCCAUCUGUCCGCGUCGUCCGCGUCUCUGAUGAUUUCCCUGUCGACGAAGUUGCCGAUGCCCUGAAAGGCCAGGAUGCUCUCGUGGUAACCAUUACCCCCUACCUAACCGAGCUACAAAAGCGUCUAGCAGACGCGGCGGUCAAGGCCGGAGUGAAGCACUUCAUUCCUGCAGACUUUGGAAGUUGUGAUUCCCAGGACAAGAAGGUCUGCGAGCUGGCUCCUUUAUACGGUAGAAAGGCUGAUGUACGACAACAUCUCCAAGAACUAUCGGCUAGCAGUAGGCACGGGUUCUUCUGGACGAGCCUGGUGUGCGGUCAUUUCUUCAACGAUGAUCUCCAUUUGAAACAUAUCUUUUUGGAAGAUGGCAGAGCAGAUGUUUUUGGUGACGGAGAACUCCGCGCAUCCACCAGCACAUUGAAGCAAAUCGGCAGAGCUACUGCAAAGGUCCUCGAGCUGGGCGCCAGCGAGAAGACGAAGAACAGGGUCCUCUAUAUCCAGAGCUUCUGUGUGUCACAGAACCAGGUCAUUGCUGCUGUUGAGCGUGCCGCUAGCACCAAGCUCAAGGUAGAAUCCAUUGAUGCGCAAAAAUUCAUGGAUAAAUGGAAGCCAAAGGCGGACGAGGGUGAUCCCGAUGGCGCAGAGGAGCUGAUUUGGGCUCUCGGCACUUUAUACGCAAACUGGGAGGAGAGGGAAUUGUCAAAUAAUCUCCUUGGCCUGUCGGAAGAAGAUCUUGAUGAAGUGGUGGCCGGAAUACUCGGCUAG
This is a messenger RNA of Arthroderma uncinatum, 900 nucleotides long. RefSeq lists its product as uncharacterized. Lineage: Eukaryota; Fungi; Ascomycota; Eurotiomycetes; Onygenales; Arthrodermataceae. Bases 1 to 900 code for a protein of 299 amino acids. Gene Ontology annotation, molecular function: oxidoreductase activity. The record is from RefSeq and is a predicted model, not a curated record. The transcript has a single exon.